This is a messenger RNA of Zychaea mexicana, 1088 nucleotides long. Its product is annotated as ribosomal protein S5 domain 2-type protein. The record is from RefSeq and is a predicted model, not a curated record. The transcript is spliced from 6 exons. Gene Ontology annotation, cellular component: nuclear exosome (RNase complex); cytoplasmic exosome (RNase complex). The coding region runs from base 182 to 1045 and encodes 287 amino acids. NCBI's taxonomy places the organism in Eukaryota, Fungi, Mucoromycota, Mucoromycetes, Mucorales, Lichtheimiaceae. Gene Ontology annotation, biological process: U5 snRNA 3'-end processing; nuclear mRNA surveillance; U1 snRNA 3'-end processing.
CUUUGAGUGAUCAAGAAGCUUCUAAUCGUGCUGUAUAUUGUCUACUGUAACAUUCAUUUUUUAUUGGGGCCUAUUCACCAGCAAAAUCCUAUCCGAGCCCCAUCUCACCUGUAACCGUAAUAAUUUUUGCGGGAUCCAUAUUGGAGUUAUUUUUUUUACUCUUUUCCACUUGUCUUUGAACAUGGUCAAUAAAGAACUCAAGCCAAGCAUCAACGAAGGAGACUUUGUUCUCGCUGCAUUAAACGAAAAGCGGCGCGUUGACGGACGUGGCAUCUACGAUGUGCGAUCGCUUCAAAUAUCAUUUGGUGCCGAUUACGGUCAAGUAGAAAUACAGCUUGGUCGAACAAGAGUAGCAGCCAAAGUAUCAGCCAAAGUAGAACGACCACGUAACGACAAACCUACAGAAGGCAUAUUAUUGUUUAAUACGGAAAUAUCACCCAUGGCAUGUCCGACAUUUGAAGCUGGAAGUCGAUCGGAAGAAGAGGUUCUUAUAAGUCGCAUAAUUGAAAAGUCAUUACGACGGAGUCGAGCGAUCGAUACCGAAGGCUUGUGUAUAGUGGCAGGAGAAAAGGUUUGGGAGAUUCGGGUAGAUCUGCACUUUUUGGAUCAUGAUGGCAACUUAGUAGAUUGUGCUGGUAUUGCUGCUAUCACUGCUCUGUCACAUUUCCGACGACCGGAUGUUACUGUUGUUGGCGAGGAAGUGACAAUCCAUCCAAUUGAUCAACGCAACCCUGUUCCAUUGAGCAUUCAUCAUCUCCCUAUCUGUGUAUCAUUUGCAUUUUUCGAUCAAGGACAACUGCUUGUGGUGGAUCCAAACUAUCUGGAAGAAAAACUGAAGCAGGGCAGCAUGGUGAUCACUAUGAACAUCCACAAAGAAAUAUGCGCAUUAUCAAAGGCAGGAGGGAUCCCAUUGGAGAUGGACCAGGUACUGCGAUGCUCGCAAAUUGCACUGGUCAAAGUAACGGAAACAACCGAACAAAUUCAAAAGGCACUAGAAACUGAUAAGGCGUCAAGAAAAAAGGCUGCUUCAAGCGGCGCAAAAUAAAAAUAUUUUCCCACGGCUUUCCGCUUCAAAGUCUGCUUUCUUU